Messenger RNA from Cydia pomonella (codling moth), 1784 nucleotides. RefSeq lists its product as uncharacterized. Gene Ontology annotation, molecular function: odorant binding; olfactory receptor activity. The record is from RefSeq and is a predicted model, not a curated record. Gene Ontology annotation, cellular component: plasma membrane. Lineage: Eukaryota; Metazoa; Arthropoda; Insecta; Lepidoptera; Tortricidae. The coding region runs from base 150 to 1337 and encodes 395 amino acids. The transcript is spliced from 5 exons. Gene Ontology annotation, biological process: sensory perception of smell; detection of chemical stimulus involved in sensory perception of smell.
UUAAAGAGUUGCUGUUAAAUUAUUAAGUAGCUGUCAUAAAAAUAUAAAAGCGCGGAACGCCAUUAAAACAUUGCAUUUACAGGUAAACUUGCACGACAUCCAUAAACAUCAAUCAUCAAUUUUAAAACUAUUCUGUUUUCUUUGCAAAAAUGUUGAAUUUAGACUACGACAAAAUGUUUAAGAUAUCUAUAUUGGCUUUGAAGCUAAAUCGUUCGUACCCUACGAUCCCUAAAGACAAGUUUUGGUUCUGCAGCAUAAUCCCUAUACACGCGUAUUUUUCUUUAUCCUUCUAUUUGAUCUUGUACAGUAUGUUCGUCCACGAUUUAAAAAACAAUGAUUUCGCCGCCGCCUGCACCAACGGUAUUUUGUCCGUCCUUUAUAUUGCCGUCACCUUUAAAUACGUAGUUUUGUUAGUCAAAGCAGAAGAUAUAACAUUUGCUAUGAAUAAAGUUAAAGGCGAUUUCGCGGCUGCUAAACAUUUAUGUUCUGAUGAGCAAGCUAUAACCACUGAAUACGCUUACAAAGCAUGUUGGGUGACGAAGGUAUGGCUUCUCACAGCUUCCUCUGUCUUCUGCGUAUUUCCAAUUCAAGUUAUUGUCCUAUCCAUCUACAACUACGCGAUUGGAGACUUUCAAUUCGUCCACAUGUACCAGAUGACGUUCCCAGAAGCUAUAGAGACACGCAAGUAUGAGACGAAUAUGUAUCUGUUCUUGUUAAUUCUGCAGACUUAUUUUGGGGUGUAUGUGUUGCUCAUGUUUGCGGGGUUUACGCCUUUGGGGCUGAUUUUCAUGUUGCAUGUGUGUGGGAGGAUAGAGAUUGUGAAGUAUAGGAUUAGUAAACUGUUCGAAGGGGAACAUUAUGAUCCGCGAGAGAUACACCAGCGAUUGAAGAAUAUUGUGACGCCCUUGCAAGACGCAUUGGAUUUUGUAGAUCUUAUAAAGAAGACAUUCCGACUAGUUUACGAGGUAUACAUGAAGUUUACCACUAUUGUUAUCCCGAUUGCAUCAUACGAAGUUCUUGAGUCAUUGAAGGAAGGGCGCCUGAGCAUAGAGUUCAUGACGUUCAUUGUUGCUGGGGCAGUGCUUUGCUUUGCACCGUGCUAUUACAGCGAUCUACUCAUGGAAAAGGGCUUAAGCCUCCGGAUGUCCGUGUACACAAGUGGGUGGGAAGCGUACCCGGACUCAGCAAUGCGCCGGACUCUGUGCAUCAUUAUGUGCCGAUUGGAGAGAGAUGUGGCCAUCCGGACGCUGUUCCAAACAGUUAACCUGGACGCAUUUUCUGAACUAUGUCACCAGUCCUACGCUCUCUUCAAUGUGAUAAACACUGCUUGGUCUUAGUUCAACCGAAACCUUUUUAUUUAGUCUCAAUCGAUAUGUUUAUCUACACCUGCCUAUCAGCCACGGACGUCCACAGCUGGACCUCUGCAGAGCGCCACCGGGAGCGAUCACACUGCAGACACUGACUCCCAGAGACACGUACAAGAUCAUCCAUCUAGUAUGUGGACGCCCGACACUACGCUUACUCAUCCGUGGCCACUCUAGGACUUUUCCGAUAUACCUAAUCGUUGUUUACUUCGAAUUGUACUUAACUAACACUCACAAUUCUUAUAUCACUGUUUACUUACCUGACACUAUCUUUUUUAAUUAUCACUAUCUGUAAUUCUUAGAUUUGUUCCGAGUACGGUUAGUAGAGUUCUAUUUGUGUAAGUACCUAAACAUUUUUUUAAUUAUACAUCACCUACUAAGGCAAGUUUACAGUAAAUAAAUAAAAUUUGCAAAUCAUAA